This is a messenger RNA of Gigantopelta aegis, 1360 nucleotides long. RefSeq lists its product as uncharacterized. The record is from RefSeq and is a predicted model, not a curated record. Gene Ontology annotation, molecular function: metalloendopeptidase activity; zinc ion binding. NCBI's taxonomy places the organism in Eukaryota, Metazoa, Mollusca, Gastropoda, Neomphalida, Peltospiridae. The transcript is spliced from 7 exons. The coding region runs from base 1 to 1260 and encodes 419 amino acids.
AUGGGAAAAUGGCUGUGUUUGGUUAUUCUGGCGGGGAUCAUGUGUCUCACAGCUGCCGAGAUGUGUCCAGUGCGCCCUGUGAACUGUGCUGAACUGAAGGAACUAGGAAUGGCGACUGAAGAUGGCGAGUAUGAUCUGUACCCGCCUAUACUGAAUGGAGAGGCGGUGUUCAUAUACUGUCACAACAUGACGGGCACACCAGUGGAGUACUUGACACUCCUCAACUACAACGGCGGCAACCACCCAAACCUAGGCAACAAGAACUGCAAUGGUGAGGGUGUGUCCCCAAUACCCGCCAACAGCGGGAGCAGCUCGUUCAGCAAAAUACGUGUUGACAUCACCACCAUGGAAGUGGACGGUGCUGACUACACAUUCGCUGAGACUACCGGCAAACCGAUCCCCUGGGGUCAGGCCGCAGACUGCUACUCUAUUCACUACGGCGGAAACAAGUCCCCGUGUGGCAUCAAGGGCCUGUCCGUCAUUGACACGACCGACACUGGCCUCAUGCUGGAUCCUAGCAUAACAUGGCAAAAGACCGGGUGGAAUGGAUUUGCCGAGGUGACGAAGUCGACCACUGGCCAGACAAUAUCUCUUCUCUGUGGAGGGUGGUGUGGCGGUUGUAAAGCCACAGGACCCCUCAAACUAAUUGUCACAACGACUGAUCUUAUAACAGCAAGCCCCACAUCGUGUAUGGACGUGAAAGAAAACGACUUUUGGGCUGAAGAUGGCGACUACGUUUUGUUCCCGGAUUCACUUGGAGAUCAGGGUUCAACAUUUUACUGCCACAACAUGGCGACAGCGCCUCAAGAGUAUGUUCCGCUGAGUGUGCCGAACACAGGACAACAUCCCAACAUUGGCAACCGCAACUGCAACGGCGAGACAACAUCUCCUAAACCAGAACUAUCUGGAAGCAGUUCGUUUACAAAAAUCAGAGUACAUAUAAAGAACAUGGAUGUGGACCGCACUGAUUACACGUUCGCUACCACGACUGGGAAACCCGUACCGUACGGAGAGGCCAGCGACUGUUACUCCAUCCACUACGGCGGCAACAAGUCAUCGUGCGGAAUGAAAGGCGACUUCACCAUCGACACUACCGGCAUGGACUUCGUCAUUGACCCAACUCUAACUUGGUCGGCAUUUGGCUGGAAUCCUUUUGAAGAGGUAAACAAGACGAGCAAUGGAAGAAUUGUCUCCCUUCACUGUGGAGGCUGGUGCGGAGGGUGCAGGCCAGAUUCAUUACUUACACUUAGCUUGGCUUGAAGGCCAUCGGACUAGCUCGGCCGAUUGAACGAAUUCUACCUCUUCAAUUUGGGAAUCGACAUAGGUUCUGAUCCUAUUUAAAAUAAAACAUUACAUCCAA